AUGCUCCAAGAGGUUAAAGUAAGUAUAGUCUGUGAUAACUGACAGUUAGCCGUCAAUUCUUUAAGGGCAGUUGGCACCAGUUGUUCAUUCUCUGUGCCAAAAAUUAUAUUACAUUACAAUAUACAUGUAUUCAGUUAUAAAAAUGGGAUUGAAUUAAGGUAAGUCGAGACAUUAGUUAUUAUUCAGUGACUAAUUGAAUGACAAGUCCUUGGGAGAGAAACCCUUUUCCCCCAUCACCAAUGCUACUACUGGCUCAUGGUCAUAUAGCCUGCAGGGAGCAGAUGCAUUUUUCACCUCUUGUUCCACCCGCAGCGAAAAUUUCGGAGGGAGAGAAGCGACCACCAGAAAUACAUCUGUUCGCAGGCUAAUGGUCAUAUCAUGAUGAUGGAAUAUUGAAAUGGUUAUCCCUAUUGAAUGAGGGUGUUCACACGUUUUCCUAGGUAGGUGAACAAUUCUACUGGCCCAAAAAUCAGCUAAUACAUUUUCCUUCACCAAGGCAGAGUAUAAACAAAUGCCCCGCAGGUAUUUUUUAAAAACGUUAAUUAUAGAAAUAGUAAUUUAUUGCAAAGGUUAAUUCAUUUGCUCGUAUUUCUAGGCCUGCCAAUUCAGUUGGAUUUCUGGUAGUUAUUUCAUGCUGCAGAGUUUGCAGGCCAGUGUGGCUUGAAGGACAGACGUUAUUAUUGAUCAGAUCAAUAGAAGUCAUUUGUACCUUUCAUUUUAUAAGUGACUUGUUUGGAUUCUUCUAGUAAGGGUAAUUCACCGUUUAUGCAUAUGUGAGAUCAGAGGCACGGGAUAAAUUAAAAUAGUUAUACAAUGUUUUCUCGUGCUCAUGGCAUACCACGAAUAUCCCACUAUGUUAUCGUAAGUGUUGUAUUUUAUGUAUUGAUUGAAUUUAGUGAAAAAAUCGAUCACUCCAAAAUGCAGACUACAGACUCUGCAGACCAGGGGUAAGAUAUGCUGUUACCCUCACUAUUAUCGAGAGCUAACCAUAAACAGGCUAACCUGAAUGUUAUUUAGGCCUCGUAAGGCUAAUAACCAGAUUGAUAUUUAGGCUAACCAAAUUUUCAUUUUACAGACAGCCUGCAGUGUGCAUUUUUCAGUGUCCCCGAAAAAAUCGAAAAGUUAACUGUAUAUUUUUCAAUCAACCAGGGAAACGUAAAUCGGCACCACCUCAUCACCUUACACAGCCAGCUACUAAACUGGAAAAGACUAAAGACACCUCUAAGUUGCACAAGAAGGCUUCGAAUCCUCAAAAGGCAAAUCAAAAUCUCAAGUCAUACAACAAAAACAUCAAAUUCUCAAUAGACAAAAGAAAGUCACAAAACAAGGCCUCAAAUCCUCAUCAGCAGACAAAGAAACGUCUCAAGUCAUACAACUGGGACUCAAAUUCUCAACAGACAAAGGGAAAACACAAGUCACAGGACAAGACCUCAAAUCCCCAUGACCAAGUUGCACAAGAAGGCUUCGAAUCCUCAAAAGGCAAAUCAAAAUCUCAAGUCAUACAACAAGGCAUCAAAUUCUCAACAGACAAAGGAAAGUCACAGGACAAGGUCUCAAAUCCUCAUCAGGAGACAAAGCAAAGUCUCAAGUCAUACAACUGGGACUCAAAUCUUCAACAAACAAAGGAAAGUCACAAGUCAGAGGACAAGGCCUCCAAUCCUCCUCAGCCAAAAGAAGCGCCCAGAUCUUCUUUUGCUUGCCCAUGGAAAGGAUAUGCCCUUGUAGCUCAUAAUCAAAUAGCUAGGAAGGACAUUUUCUUUGAAACAUUGGUUUCCGGGAGAAGAACCUCAAAACCAAAAGCUUUAAAAGACUUUGAAUGUUAA
Porites evermanni is the source of this 1823-nucleotide messenger RNA. Lineage: Eukaryota; Metazoa; Cnidaria; Anthozoa; Scleractinia; Poritidae. The record is from the annotation of a GenBank genome assembly.